UCAGUUGCGUCUCCAACGUCCGCUGAGACAUAACUCCCAUGUUCUUUCAUUUAUGUCAUUAAAAUUCUAGUUUUAGUCAACAGUGCGUCGCGGCCUCCUCACAUGUGCCCCAACAGUAAAAAUUCGUUAUCUCGUAGGAAUUUCGUAAUCUAAAAUCUGGCCGAGGGAAACAGACUGUGAAAUAAAAUUGCCAGUGCUGAGUGCAAAGGAAAUAAUUACCAGGAACAUGGAGUUAUAAGCAAGACCUAUCUGAUCCUUUGUUUACAUUUUUUUAUAAGGAAUUCAACGGGUUUGUUCUUUAAUGAUUUAGAUUUCUGUUGAGAUAAAUUAGAAUGGAAAAUAACUCUACUGAGAGUUUGGACGUGUCUGGGGGCGGCGAUGCAGAAUCAAUCAAUAAGACUUCACCCAACGGUAGCCCACAAAAAUUGAACGAGAAUUCGUCGCUCAAUCCGUUGACUAAUCAGACGUAUUUCGCUGAUGAGAGGAUACAAAUUCCGGAAGUUGAGACGGCUGGUUUCAGCUUCAAAAAAUUAUGGGCCUUCACGGGUCCUGGUUUUCUCAUGUCAAUAGCUUAUCUAGACCCUGGAAACAUAGAGUCCGAUCUGCAAUCUGGAGUUUCAGCUAAGUACAAGUUACUAUGGGUUUUACUAGGCGCCACAAUACUUGGUCUAGUGAUGCAGAGGCUGAGUGCUCGUCUGGGGGUGGUAACAGGCCUCCAUCUAGCUGAAAUGUGCCACAGACAGUACAAAACAGUCCCCAGGUUAUUCCUGUGGCUUAUGAUUGAGAUCGCAAUCAUCGGCAGUGACAUGCAGGAGGUCAUUGGCACUGCCAUUGCACUCUACCUGUUAUCAGGGGGCUGGAUUCUACUCUGGGCAGGUGUUUUGAUCACUAUUGUCGACACUUUUACAUUUUUAUUCCUUGAUAAAUAUGGAUUGAGGAAACUCGAGCUCUUUUUCGGACUGUUAAUCGCUAUUAUGGCUGUGACUUUUGGUUACGAGUACGUUGUUUCGGCUCCACCGCAAUUGGAAGUAAUAGAGGGAAUGUUCACUCCAAUGUGCAAAGACUGUGACAGCGAUGCUCUCCUCAAGGCUGUUGCCAUCGUCGGUGCUGUCAUUAUGCCGCACAAUUUGUACCUCCACAGUGCUCUCGUCAAGUCUAGGGACAUUGACAGAAGGCAGCCCAAGAAGGUCAAGGAAGCCAACAUGUAUUUUUUCGUUGAAGCGAUAAUUGCUCUACUCGUUUCCUUCGUUAUCAACGUUUUUGUUGUUGCUGUAUUUGCUCACGGUCUUUAUGACAAGAAGAACAGUGAUGUUUAUCAAGUGUGUGAGGCAGCCGGUGACACCCUGGGAAUGGAAACCUUCCACCAGAAUGAUUCAUCAGCAAUCGACGCAGAUUUGUACAAAGGAGGAGUAUUUCUGGGCUGUCAAUUUGGAAUAGCAGCGAUGUACAUAUGGGCGAUUGGCAUUCUAGCGGCUGGUCAAUCAUCAACGAUGACUGGAACGUACACUGGGCAGUUCGCCAUGGAGGGCUUCCUGAAUCUCCAGUGGGCACGUUGGAAGAGGGUCUUCUUCACCCGAACAAUUGCAAUAGUGCCAACAUUUUUCGUAGCAUUUUACGCUGAUAUGGGGGAUCUUGGGGGCAUGAAUGAGGUCCUCAAUGCCAUAAUGACCCUUCAACUUCCAUUCGCCACACUUCCUACUCUUGCUUUUACAAGCAGUGAGCAGAUAAUGGGGAAAUUCAAGAAUGGAAUAUUUAAUAAAGUCGUCGCAACGUUGCUGUCGGCAGCAGUAAUUGCCAUAAAUAUUUUCUUCGUAACUCAAACAGUAAAUGAGAAACUCUCCAAUCCAAACUGGGCAGUCAUCUUCGGCAUAAUAAUUUACGCUGUCAUUUACCUUGGAUUCUGUUUGUAUUUCGUCAUUCACAUGGCUAUUGCCAUGGGAGCUGAAUUUCUGACGAGGAAUAGAUUUAUUGCUAAAUACGUUGGCGGCCCAACGGAAAUGAGUUUCGCUCUGACAAAUCCAGCAGUCUAUGCCAGCAUGGCCUUGCGACGAAUACCAGAUAUAGAUUUACCUGACAGAGAGUCAACCCGGCGUUCUCAAUACAGGAAAACCUGAACGGUAGCUUCAACCCUCUCAGGCUGGACUGAUUCUCUUAUUUAAUAGAAAAUAAUGAGUGAUGAAGUGAUAAAACAAAAGGAGUCAAUCAGUUCUUUAUUGGUUUCUCAAAAUGAGUAAUAAAAGAAAUAGAACUUUCUUAUAGAAAAAUUCUUUGCACAAAACACAAAAAUAUCUGGGAAAUGUCUCCACAAAAAUAUUGCCAUUUUCACUGGAUUCUGAGAUAUUCUGAAAAAAAAUCAAAAGCUGUUCUUUCGUUUUAGUACUUCACUACUCAACGUUAUUAACUAUUAAGGUAUUUUUAAAUCUGAAUAAAGCAUAAUAUAUUCUGUUA
Messenger RNA from Diachasma alloeum, 2448 nucleotides. It is a transcript of the gene Mvl, whose product is annotated as protein Malvolio. Gene Ontology annotation, biological process: metal ion transport; manganese ion homeostasis; response to manganese ion. Lineage: Eukaryota; Metazoa; Arthropoda; Insecta; Hymenoptera; Braconidae. Gene Ontology annotation, molecular function: manganese ion transmembrane transporter activity; cadmium ion transmembrane transporter activity; iron ion transmembrane transporter activity. Gene Ontology annotation, cellular component: apical plasma membrane. The record is from RefSeq and is a predicted model, not a curated record. The transcript is spliced from 13 exons. Bases 333 to 2114 code for a protein of 593 amino acids.